ACAACAUACGCUCAUAUAUACUGAAAAUGUGAUAUUCUCCUCUCAAUUUGUGUUAAAUAUUAUUAAAUAUAAAAGUACAGACAAUUAAUGUACAGUAUCUUCAAUCAACUUUAUUUCUUAUUUGUUGUAACCAUAUAUAACUUGCGUAUCAGAUCUCCUCAAUCCAAAUAUCAAGAAUAUCUCUUGAUAAGCCAGAGCUAGGUGUAGCCAAAGAUAAAAAGCUAAGAAGAGCAUACCCAUUUGCCAAAUUAUCAAUCUUUCUCACAAAAAAAUAUGAAGCUUUCUAAAUUCAAAUCACCACCUUCAUUUUCUGCCAUUUUCUUGGUGUUUCUCACUCUCUCAAGUGUGUAUACACCGAGACAUUUUGCAUAUGCGGCGGAGAAUAAACCGUCACCCAUCAAAACUAUUGUAGUUUUAGUGAUGGAAAAUAGAUCUUUUGAUCACAUGUUGGGGUGGAUGAAAAAAACCAUCAAUCCCCAAAUCAAUGGAGUCACUGGAGAUGAAUGCAACUCUGUAUCAACCAAUACCUCACGCACGCAGACCAUUUGCUUCACUGAUGAUGCUCAGUUUGUGGAUCCGGAUCCAGGUCAUUCUUUUGAGGCUGUGGAGCAACAGGUAUUUGGCUCUGGAACCAUUCCUUCAAUGACUGGUUUUGUAGAGCAGGCACUAUCAAUGUCUCCAAACUUAUCUGAAACUGUUAUGAAAGGCUUCAGGCCUGAGUCAGUUCCUGUUUAUGCUUCUCUUGUACAAGAAUUUGCAGUCUUUGAUAGGUGGUUCUCUUCAAUUCCGGGUCCAACUCAACCCAAUAGGCUUUUUGUUUACUCUGGUACUUCUCAUGGUUCAACUAGUCAUGUCAAGAAGCUCCUUGCUCUAGGUUACCCUCAAAAAACCAUUUUUGAUUCACUUCAUGAGAAUCAUAAAGACUUCGGCAUUUACUUUCGGAGCAUACCCUCUACUUUAUUUUAUAGAAAUUUAAGGAAAUUGAAGUACAUAUUUAAGUUCCAUCAGUAUGAUUCGAAGUUUAAGGAAGAUGCAAAAAAGGGGAAAUUGCCUAGCUUAACUGUAAUUGAACCAGGGUAUUUUGAUCUUAAAGGCUACCCUGCAAAUGAUGAUCACCCAUCUCAUGAUGUUGCUAAUGGGCAAAAGCUUGUAAAGGAGGUUUAUGAGACACUGAGAGCAAGUCCUCAAUGGAAUGAGACCCUCUUGGUCAUUACUUAUGAUGAGCAUGGUGGGUUUUUUGACCAUGUUGAGACUCCUUAUGUCAAUGUUCCCAGCCCAGAUGGAAACACGGGUCCUGCUCCUUCUUUCUUCAAGUUUGAUAGGCUUGGCGUUCGAGUGCCAACAAUUAUGGUCUCCCCUUGGAUCAAAAAAGGAACUGUGAUUAAUGGCCCCAAAGGACCUACACCAAAUUCCGAGUUUGAGCACUCUUCUAUCCCGGCAACCAUAAAGAAAAUAUUCAAUCUGUCCUCCAACUUCUUGACUCACAGAGAUGCUUGGGCUGGCACAUUCGAGGAGGUUGUUGGUGAAUUAACCUCUCCCAGAACAGAUUGCCCAGAGACCUUGCCAGAUGUCGCACCAUUGAGGAAUACUGAAGCAAAAGAAAAUGGAGGCCUAUCCGAAUUUCAGGGUGAGAUGGUUCAAUUAGCAGCUGUUCUCAACGGGGAUCACUUCUUGAGCAGCUUCCCCAAUGAAAUGGGUAAGAAGAUGACAGUGAAAGAAGCUCAUGAGUAUGUUAAGGGAGCUGUUUCACGGUUUAUAAGAGCAAGCAAAGAGGCCAUCAAAUUGGGAGCACAUGAAUCUGCCAUUGUAGAUAUGAGGUCUUCACUCACUACUAGAUCCUCAAUUCACAAUUAGUUAAUCCUCUAGAAACUUCCUACCUAUAUGUUAGAAUCGGUUCAUCACAAGUUUAGAAUGGCUUUGUUCUCGUCAUAUUUGAAUGUGAAAAAUGCAAUAAUAGUAAGGGAAGUACUGCUGAUAGGGCUAUUGUUGCUUUUGAUGUUGGCAUUUUAAAUGUCCACAUAUGCAACCAUAUUGCUCUGUCAAUAUCCUUUCCUCUGUAAGAGUUUCAAUGGUCUAUGUCUAUUUAGAGGUUUAUAAAUGGGUGUGUUUCGUCGCAGGUUGAGUCUGUAAAAAUCAGUUGUGUAUAUUGUUAUGCUUGAGCGUGCUGCCUAAAUAUAAAUCUUUGAACUUCGAAGAUUGAAACUUACUAUAAUUAACCUCUGCAAUUGAAUUUUUUGUUUUAACC
Pistacia vera is the source of this 2245-nucleotide messenger RNA. Its product is annotated as non-specific phospholipase C6-like. Bases 274 to 1854 code for a protein of 526 amino acids. Lineage: Eukaryota; Viridiplantae; Streptophyta; Magnoliopsida; Sapindales; Anacardiaceae. Gene Ontology annotation, biological process: phospholipid catabolic process. Gene Ontology annotation, molecular function: hydrolase activity, acting on ester bonds. The transcript is spliced from 4 exons. The record is from RefSeq and is a predicted model, not a curated record.